Jaculus jaculus (lesser Egyptian jerboa) is the source of this 2413-nucleotide messenger RNA. RefSeq names its product tRNA isopentenyltransferase 1 (gene Trit1). NCBI's taxonomy places the organism in Eukaryota, Metazoa, Chordata, Mammalia, Rodentia, Dipodidae. Gene Ontology annotation, biological process: tRNA modification. The record is from RefSeq and is a predicted model, not a curated record. Gene Ontology annotation, cellular component: mitochondrion. The coding region runs from base 1 to 1410 and encodes 469 amino acids. The transcript has 11 exons. Gene Ontology annotation, molecular function: tRNA dimethylallyltransferase activity; ATP binding.
AUGGCGGCUGCAGCUGCAGCUGCUGCGCGAGCCGUGCCGGUGGGCUCAGGAUUCCGGGGCCUGCGGAGGACUCUGCCUCUGGUCGUGAUUCUCGGGGCCACGGGCACUGGCAAGUCCACCCUGGCUCUGCAGCUAGGCCAGCGGCUCGGCGGCGAGAUCGUCAGCGCCGACUCCAUGCAGGUCUAUGAAGGGCUAGACAUCAUCACCAAUAAGGUUUCUGCCCAAGAGCAGAAGAUUUGCCAGCACCAUAUGAUCAGCUUUGUGGAUCCACUUGUGACCAGUUACACCGUGGUGGACUUCAGGAACAAAGCAACUGCAGUGAUUGAAGAUAUAUUUGCUCGAGACAAAAUACCUAUUGUUGUGGGAGGAACCAAUUAUUACAUUGAGUCCUUGCUCUGGAAAGUCCUUGUCAGCACCAAGCCCCAAGAGCUGGCCACUGAGAAGGUGGUUGACCGGAAAGCAGAGCUUGAAAAGGAGGAUGGCCACAUACUCUACAAACGCCUAAGCCAGGUGGACCCAGAAAUGGCCUCCAAGCUGCACCCACAUGACAAACGCAAAGUGGCCAGGAGCUUACAAGUGUUUGAAGAAACAGGAAUCUCACACAGUGAAUUUCUUCAUCGUCAACAUUCAGAGGAAGGUGGUGGUCCCCUUGGAGGCCCACUGAAGUUCCCUAACCCUUGCAUUCUUUGGCUUCAUGCUGACCAGACAGUUCUAGAUGAACGUUUGGAUAGGAGAGUCGAUGACAUGCUUGCUGCGGGGCUCUUGGAAGAACUAAGAGAUUUUCAUAGACGCUAUAAUCAGAAGAUUGUUUCAGAAAACAGCCAGGACUAUCAACAUGGUAUCUUCCAGUCAAUUGGCUUCAAGGAAUUUCAUGAGUACCUGAUCACUGAGGGAAAAUGUACGCCAGAGACUAGUACCCAGCUUCUAAAGAAAGGUGUUGAGGCUCUGAAACAAGUGACUAAGAGAUACGCCCGGAAGCAAAAUCGAUGGGUUAAGAACCGUUUUCUGAGCAGACCUGGGCCCAAUGUUCCCCCGGUAUAUGGCUUAGAGGUGUCUGAUGUCUCGAAGUGGGAGGAGUCUGUUCUUGAACCUGCUCUUGAUAUAGUGCAGAGUUUCAUCCAGGGCCACCAGCCUGCAGCCACUCCAAUAAGGAUGCCAUCCAAUGAAACAGAGAACAAAAGAAGCUACCAUAUGUGUGACCUCUGUGAUCGAAUCAUCAUUGGGGACCGGGAAUGGGCAGCGCAUAUAAAAUCGAAGUCGCACUUGCACCGACUGAAGAAGAGAAAACGACUAGACUCAGAAGCUGCCAGCACCUUCGAGAGUCAGAGCAAUUCCCCAGACUGUGUUGUGGAGCUUAAAGAGAAGGAAGCCCCAGGGCAGCAGGGGCAGGAGCUGAAGUCCAGCAUUUAAUAGCCAUGCCCAGUAGCCUUUGCACAGGAGGUGGGGAUCAGGUUCAGGAGGGAGAGUGGGUCUGUCUCCUACACCUGGCUGACGAGUGCUGAGCAGAAAGCCCUUCCAUCUUCAUUCUGUGGUGUGGUCUGAAGGUCUCGUGUUCUUUGCAGUGGAAACAGCAGGCCUUUCAGCUCCUUGUGUGGCUGUUGUCUGAUACAAGUCUGCUCAUGAUGUAGUCAGGGUGGGAAUUUUUUCUUUGAACCUUAAAGGUUCUAUUUUAGAAAGAAGCACAGAUCACACAUUUUAUACUUGGGGAUCUUUUUAGUGGUGAAUACCAGGAUUCAGUGCAACCCUUAAAAGAAGGUUUUUGUCCCAGACACUGGCUAAAAAUAUCUAAUUUCCAGAUGCUUUUGUAGAUGACUGGAGUAUUAUGAGCCACAGUCAGGAGUUGUGGACUUGUGAGGAGAGCAGAAAAGGAGCAGCCUCAGUGAGAUGAUUAAAUGAGCCUGGCCAGUUCUUUGAUUUCCACAAAAGGAAAAGGAAUCAGGCUGAGGUGGUUGUGACCUAAGUCUUAGACUAAAGACAACCCAAAUCUGGAACUGCUCUUCUGUGAUAACUGCUGUCUUUCUAGUGAGGUAAAAAUGUAUAUUUUUGCAUUUGGGAGGCAGGGGUAGGAGGAUCACUUGAGAGUUCGAGGCCACUCUGAGACUGUACAUAGUAAAUUCCAGGUCAACCUGGCCUAGAGCGAGACUCUACCUUUAACAACCAAAAGAAAAAAGUAUAUUUUUUUUGAAAAGUUAAAUAAAUAAAAAGCUUGCAAGAGUCUCCUUGAUCCUUUAAAAGAUAUAAAUGUAUAUAUCUACAUAUAUACAGAAUGCUAUUAUUGACUUAACAGCUUUUAUCAGCCUUGACAUUCUUUUUUUUAAAAAAAAUAUUUUAUUUGUAAGCAGAGAAAGAAAAAGAGAAUAGGUAUGCCAGGGCCUCUGUCCUCUGCAAACAAACUACAGGUGUAUAUGCCACU